This is a messenger RNA of Rhinichthys klamathensis goyatoka, 740 nucleotides long. RefSeq names its product nucleophosmin/nucleoplasmin, 2a (gene npm2a). The coding region runs from base 107 to 541 and encodes 144 amino acids. The record is from RefSeq and is a predicted model, not a curated record. Gene Ontology annotation, molecular function: chromatin binding; RNA binding; histone binding. NCBI's taxonomy places the organism in Eukaryota, Metazoa, Chordata, Actinopteri, Cypriniformes, Leuciscidae. Gene Ontology annotation, cellular component: cytoplasm; nucleoplasm; nucleolus. Gene Ontology annotation, biological process: chromatin remodeling. The transcript has 5 exons.
CAUAAGGGGACGUGCUGAAUCGUUUAGGCUACUUUAGGGGAAGAAAGGGUGCAGACAGACUCUCUUCUCACGAUAUUUCAACUGAACAGCGUUUGUGCUGGCUGAAAUGACAAGCUGCUAUGUCGAAAAUGACUCUGUAACUUCAAUCAGUCUGUCUGAAUUAUCCAGCUCAUCGUCUGUGUCUGACAGAGCCUGUGUUCACUGGGGUUGUGUACUCAGUGGUUCCGAGACCACAGCUGUCUUUCAAGCAGAAAAUGAUCUUCUGGAGAAUCAGUUCUUCAUCAAAACGAUAUGUCUUAGUGAGGAGGCAGGAGAUGAGAUGCAUAUUGUGUCCGUCUGUGACGGUGUCGGAGCUUCCAAACCAUUGCCUAUUGCCACUCUCCGCCACUGCAUGCCAAUGAUCAGUUUUCCUGGUUUGGAGCUCAUCCCACCUGUCACCUUUAAACUGUGCUCUGGUAAAGGACCUGUGUUCAUCUCUGCUCAGCAUAUAACAUUGAAUCCUAUUGAAAUGACUGAAGGAGAAGAGGAUGAAGAUGGUUGAAUGCUAGUGAUGAGAGCUUAUUUUGACAGUUUGAACCAUGGAUCCUGUGUGGCGACAGUGCACCCUAUCAAUGUUUGUUUCUAAAGCAUGAUGCUCAAUGUUGAAAAACUGUAUUAACCUCAAGUGUUUUAAUGCUAAUGAAAAACAGUCUUGUAAAAUAAUAAAAUAUGAGUGUAAAUAAUACCACAAUUUUAUAUGA